UCGUCGUCAUAGGUAAAUAAGUUGGCCAAGCUGUUGUUAGUUGGACUGUUGUCUCCAUAAUUUGUUAGAGUUAUUUUAAUGACAACUCGAACACAACCCUUACAAACCUCGGAAAGCAGAGUCAGGAACUGACUUUUUUUUCCCUCCUUUUGUAACAAAAACCGUUAUGACUUCGCAACGUGAAUGCAAAUCCUAUUUUCUGUAGAGAGGAAACGGGAGUGUUUUGCUUAGCCAGCUAACAGGGGUUAGCAACACAAAUCUCCCCACCGUGCGCCGCUAAUGCCCGGUCUAUCCCUCGCCUGUUUAUUCGUCGGCCUUUACCCUCUGUCGCCAGGCUCAGUCGGCUGUUUCUCCCGAGGAGAAUGAGCUGGUUUUUCGCCUCGUCCAAAGGCUCCGGACCUCUCCCUGCCCCGAACAGCCUACAGCAGCAGAGACAGCGGCAAAUCGAGUCGCUGAAAGCCGCUCACCCCAGCCUUGCAGAAAUCCAGAAAGAUGUCGAGUACAGAAUACCGUUUACAAUCAACAACUCCACCAUUAAUGUUAACAUCCUGCUGCCUCCUCAGUUCCCUCAGGAGAAGCCGGUGGUUAGCGUCUACCCCCCUGUUGGUCAUCAUUUAAUAGACAGCAAUAAUGGCACGAUGAUCACCAGCCCCCUCAUCACUAAUUUUGGUAUGCACUCAGAUCUGGGGAAAGUCAUUCAGAGUCUACUCGACGAGUUCUGGAAAAGUCCUCCUGUCCUAAUGUCUACCGGCCCUGCAGGCUUUCCGUAUAUGUACAAGCCUUCGGGUAUCCCUCCUUACCCUUCCCAGGCUUUCCAUUAUGGUCCUCGUCACGUCGGGCCCAGCCAGACACCCCCUCCUGGUUCUGGUCCGGCUCCAUCUCAGGUCCCCGGGCCUCAUCCAGCGGUCGACAUUGCUCAUGGGCUCCCUCGAGCUCCAGCCCCAUAUGGUCUGAUAACGGAGUUGCCGCUGCCUGUACCGACCGGAGACUCGCAGGCGGGCCUGAACGGACACAUGUACAAGAUGCCUGAGAUUCCCGAGUCUUUUCCUGAACUCUCUGACAAAACUCUGACUCAGCUGUCGGAUAUGUCUGAAAACGAAGAUGUGCUGCUGGAGUUCUUUGUGAGUUUGCCACAACUCAAACAGGUCACCAGUGACAAAGAGGAGCUGGUCAACAGUAUAGUGGAGAUGGCCAAAAGAAACCUCCACAUGGAGCCACAGCUGGAAGGGAAAAGACAAGAGAUGCUGUACAAGUACGAACAGCUGACUCAGAUGAAGUCGGCCUUUGAGACCAAGCUGCAGAGACAGCACGAACUCAGCGAGAGUUGCAGUUUGAGCACUCUCCAGGCUCGGCUAAAAGUCGCCGCCCACCAGGCGGAGGAGGAGUCUGAGGAGACGGCUGAACACUUUCUAGAGGGACGCGUUGAUAUCGAUGAAUUUUUAUCUAGUUUCAUGGAGAAGAGAACGCUUUGCCACAGCAGAAGGGCCAAAGAGGAGAAGUUGCAACACUCUAUAAACACUCAUGGUCAUUUCCCUCCCAGUCACUAAACCACGAGCCAACAGCUGCCAACAACAACAAAUCAAAGACUUUACAGGAGCCGAAAGCACACAGAGUCAACGACGGGCACUUUGAGAAAAUGGCAAGACGCCGAUGGCAAUGACGCCACCACAGGAGGCCGGGACUGGGAGGAUGAGCAUUACUCACCUGGAAACUGGAGUUAUAUAACGAUUGAACGCGUUGUGGAUAGUUUUCUUUAAGCUUUCCAGUUGUUUUGACAGCGAUGAAAAAUAUAGUUUUAUUCUGGGAUUUAUUUUCACAUUUUAUGUUUCUUGUUUUUGUUUUGUUUUUUUCAAGCAAAGGACACCCACAUAUCACAAGAUUGUUUGGCCUGAACACUUUCUGAAGAAAGUACAAAACGCUUGGCACGUUAUCAACAAAAGUAAACCUUUUAAGGUAGCAUCACUAUGAAAGAUAUUGAGCAAUUCAAGCAUCAUUAUUUAUACUGUGCACCUCUGGUUACAUGGAUAUGUCCUCUGUGGUCUCCCUUCCUUACAGAGAUGCUGUGCAAUCACUGCACAGUAAUCAUCCCGAUUUAUUGUUGAAAAAUAUUGUUUUUGACAUUUUGCUCGAGUCAUAUAACUGGUGGUGUUAAAAUACAAGAUUAUUUGUCAAACUCCUGGUUGCAAAGUUAACUAACCAAAAUUCGGAUUUUUAAAUUUAACAAAGGCAGUGUUGACCUUUGACUCUUGUUUUUGAAUAUGAAAACUGUAGAAAGCGAUCAAUUCAUUCAUUAUACUAAACGUGAACCCUGAAAAUGUUGGUGUGUUUGCACAGGCAUUGAUAAUUCAACAGUAGGUGGUUGAAGAACCCACAAAUCUGCAAAACUAAAUGCAGAUUAUUGUACACCAUCUGUGUGUAUUAAAUUACUGUAAAGAUAUCUCGUUUUUUUUAGCAAUAUCUCGACAUUUGUCAUGUAAACUUUCUUUCGGGAGCAUUCGUUGCCAUGCGAAUAGUUUAGCAACUCUGUUACCUUAGCUGAGUGAUCUGUGUCAGUGCAAACACACUGACUUUGCUCUGAUAUGCACAGCAAGGAGAGCUGAACUGUUUCCUGGUAUCUUUUGGACUUGAACUUGGUGAUGAAAUUCUGCAAAGAAAUGGGACAAUGUUGGGGAAUAUUGGGUUAAAUGCUACCGAAAAAGCUUGACGGCAUUGGAUACUGUAUUUAAAUGUUAAUAAUAGGCUAUAUUAUAAUCAAAGACUCAAGACACCUUGUAUUAUAUGCUCUUAUUUAAUUUGUUAGAGUAAUAAAGCCUUUAGAAUAAG
Fundulus heteroclitus (mummichog) is the source of this 2823-nucleotide messenger RNA. RefSeq names its product VPS37A subunit of ESCRT-I (gene vps37a). The transcript is spliced from 12 exons. The coding region runs from base 363 to 1547 and encodes 394 amino acids. Gene Ontology annotation, biological process: protein targeting to vacuole; ubiquitin-dependent protein catabolic process via the multivesicular body sorting pathway; protein targeting to membrane. The record is from RefSeq and is a predicted model, not a curated record. Gene Ontology annotation, cellular component: ESCRT I complex. NCBI's taxonomy places the organism in Eukaryota, Metazoa, Chordata, Actinopteri, Cyprinodontiformes, Fundulidae.